CUUGCAGCUAAUCGUUGCGCUUCAUGUGGUUUUGCUAGGUGAGCGCACGCACACUGCACUGAAGAGUUUAGAAGCACAGCGGAAGUGUUACCCCGUCAGGAGCAGCGAGAGUGAGUGCUGAAUUUAGCGGGGACUCAGGUGUCAUGAUGUGGGCUCGGUUGACGGUUGGAGCCGGGGCUUCGGGGCUCGGGUUGCGGGCUGCAGGGGACGGUUUGCUGCGGUUCGUUGGAGCUGGAUGUGCGGGGAGGAGGCAGCAACAGAGCCGGGCUGCCAGCACAGAGACUGCCUUGAAGAAGACCCCACUAUUUGACUUCCACAGGGGGCAGGGAGGAAAGAUGGUGGAGUUUGCAGGCUGGAGUAUGCCCGUUCAGUAUAAAGACAGUCACAUUGCCUCUCACAUGCACACCAGAGAGCACUGCUCCAUCUUUGAUGUCAGUCACAUGUUGCAGACCAACGUCCACGGCAAAGACGGGGUGAAGUUUAUGGAGUCACUGGUGGUGGCAGACAUCGCAGAACUCAAAGACAACCAGGGCACGUUGACCCUCUUCACUAAUGAGAAAGGUGGGAUUAUUGAUGACCUCAUUGUGACAAAGACGGACCAGGGCUACCUCUACGUUGUCUCCAAUGCCGGCUGUGCUGACAAGGACUCUGUUCAUAUGAAGGCCAGACUGGCAGAGUUCAAAUAUGCAGGUUCUGAUGUGGAUCUGGAGUUUCUUGAUUGUGCACUGAUUGCUGUGCAAGGUCCCACUAUGUCUCAGGUGCUCCAGGCGGGAUUGAAGGAGGACCUCAGUAAGCUAACUUUCAUGACCUCUGCCCUGGCCACAGUGUUCGGUGUCCCUGACUGCAGACUAACUCGAUGUGGAUACACUGGAGAGGACGGGGUGGAGAUCUCCGUCCCUGAGUCCAGAGUGGUGGAGCUGACGGAGAAGCUACUGACCAACAGUGAAGUGAAGCUGGCCGGGCUGGGAGCUAGGGACAGCCUACGACUGGAGGCGGGGCUUUGUCUUUAUGGCAAUGACAUCGAUGAGACCACUACACCUGUGGAGGCCACGCUUGUCUGGACCAUAGGAAAGCGCAGACGUCAGGCCAAAGAUUUUCCCGGUGCUGACAUCAUCAUACCUCAGAUCAAAGCCAAGACAGCCAGGAAGAGAGUGGGUCUGGUGUCCACCGGCCCCCCAGUCCGGCAGCACACCCCUAUUCUCAGCCCUGAUGGAAAGGUCAUAGGUGAGGUGACCAGCGGCUGCCCCUCUCCCUGCCUGAAAAAGAACAUUGCCAUGGGUUACGUGGAUGCGGCAUUCGCCAAAAAUGGAACAGCCAUCCAGGUCGAGGUCAGGAAAAAGGCAGUGCCGGCCACCGUCAGCAAGAUGCCCUUUGUGCCCACCAAGUACUAUACUGGUUAGGAGAGACACUUGUAUGGCGAGUAUAGGUGCUACUGAGCGUUCCUUCAAACGAUCCCGUAUUUGCCAGCACUACCCCUUCAUUCUUAGCUCACUAUUUAAAAUGUACAAACCUUCACUGGUGAGUCCAACAGAGGAAAAAUUAGUCCAAAAAUUACUACUGACUAUUGAUCGGUCACUGUAACGCACAAAUAUAUUAAGUUUAAAGUACUCAGUGUUCAUAUUCAGAGUCACCAGGGCUGCUGCUUUGAGAAUGGACAUUAUAGGAGCUCAUGUAGAGAACAGGGUGUCCAGAUGACCCUCUUCAUAAUAGAUUGCAAAGCAUUUUUAUCCCUUGUCCCCCCCAUCCCACGUAUUAAGAGUGUGUUCCACAUUUUGACUGGCUCUGCAGGAUGUGCAUGUCUAUAAAGUCUGGCUUGCAAUCAAGCUGUCUGAAGACAGCAGGGAAGGCCUUAUAUUCAAGUGGAAGUUAGUCCCACGUAGAGUCAUGUAGCUCUGCCCAUCAGGGAAAGAUGAUUUUCGGAAAUGUGAUGGAAACUGCCACAAAGAAAAUUAUUACGUUAAACUGGGAAAUUCAAUUUUUGUCCAGCUAAAAAGUUCCACAUUGUCUCUGUGUUUUUUUUUUUUUUUUAAAUUUACUUUGCCGCACUUUAAUUUUUCCAGUGGGAGUAACAAAGAUGUAAACACUAGCAUUUCACUUUUUAUUGCUAACAAAACAUGAAAUCAUUUCAGUUUGUCACUGUUGGACCAAAACAGAAACUGCACAUGACACAUUUCCCUUUCUAAGGUUUUCUGAAUGUUAUAAACCAAAUUUCCAGUGACGAUGGUUUUAUAAAAUGCCUGAUUUGUAAACAGUGGCGACUUGUUGUCCUUCCAUGCAAAAUGUCUCUGUCUGAAGUGUUGUAGUUUUUACUUUACUUUACUUUUUUACUCUUGGUUUGGUGAUUCAUAAAGAAAUCGUAAGAUAAAAACACUUUGCACCUGGGCAACAUGUGGUACAAGACUAACUUGAAAAGAUGUUAAUUGUAAUUAUUUUCUGUUUUCUGUCUGCUUCUAAUGAAAUUUUAAUUAUCAAAUGGGACACUGUCUUAUGACUUAUGCAUGUCUGCAAAACUAAUGACUCUUAGGUUCUCUUGAGUAUUUGCUGUAUGUGAGUUUGUACUAAUACUUGGACUAAUUAUGGAGUUUUUGUAAACAUUUUCUAUUGAUAUGAGGUCUUUUCUUUAAUAAAGGUGAUUUUGUUCAGUC
Haplochromis burtoni (Burton's mouthbrooder) is the source of this 2645-nucleotide messenger RNA. RefSeq names its product aminomethyltransferase (gene amt). Gene Ontology annotation, molecular function: protein binding; aminomethyltransferase activity. Gene Ontology annotation, cellular component: mitochondrion. Gene Ontology annotation, biological process: glycine catabolic process. The transcript has 9 exons. NCBI's taxonomy places the organism in Eukaryota, Metazoa, Chordata, Actinopteri, Cichliformes, Cichlidae. The record is from RefSeq and is a predicted model, not a curated record. The coding region runs from base 144 to 1400 and encodes 418 amino acids.